AUGAUAUCAAUACCAUGGACAUGGCGUCGGUCCAAAACAGCCGCCGAUUACGCCAGUGCCGUGAUCCCCCUUUCCGAGGCCCAUCGCCACAGCCACUCAUACCGGUUACGGUCACAACCCGAACCAGAGGGGCAGCUGGAGGAUGAAGCCUUCGACGAAGACGACGACCCGGACAAGGACGGCGAUGACGGGGACACGACCAUGCUUGUCAUGGCUAAUUCCGCUGCUGAGUAUAGCAUCGAGGGGUUGAGGAGAGAGGUGAGAGCGGGGAAGAAGGGGGGAGAGUGGACUACGUAUGAGAUGAAAUCUAAGCUCAUCAACAAAGCCAUCCAAGAUAUUGGGAUGGGGACGUAUAACUGGCAACUGUUUGUGCUUUGCGGCUUUGGGUGGUUUGCCGAUAAUCUGUGGAUGCAGGGCGUAUCGCUCACCCUCCCUUCCCUCUCAGCCGAGUUUGGCAUCUCAGAGAAAUCUGUGCGCUACACGACAUCAUCGGUGUUUCUGGGGUUGUGCUUCGGGAGCUUCUUCUGGGGUAUCGGGUCCGAUAUGAUGGGCCGACGCAUUGCCUUCAACGUCACGCUCCUCAUCGCUAGUGUGUUCGGUACCGCCACGGCGUAUGCCUCAAGCUGGGGUGGAGUCUCCCUGUUAACCCUCCUCUCGGUUUGGUGGCCAGUUGGGCAGCUCUGUUCGUCCUUAUUCGCCUGGUUUUUUAUCGCCAACUGGCCCGUCGAGCAAGGAUGGCGGUUCUUCGUCUUCACCAUCGGCAUGAUCACCUUCAUCAUGUUUCUCGUCCGCUUCUUCCUCUUCCACAUGUUCGAAUCUCCGAAAUACCUGCUCUCGCGAGGUCGACAGGCCGAAGCAAUUGCUGUCGUGCAGGGCAUAGCGCUCAAAAACGGCAAGAAGACUUGGCUAACCGAAGAGGUCCUGGACGCCGUGGUCGACGACAUUGCCCCGCCAGCCCGGAGACGGCUCUCGACCAGAAACAUCAUCCGAAACAAGCUCGCCUCGUUCUCGGCCGAGCGCAUCCGGCCUCUCUUCAACAGCCGCAAGCUUGGCAUGGCCACCGCCCUGAUCUGGUUCGCCUGGGCCACCAUCGGGAUGGGCUACCCCCUCUUCAACGCCUUCCUCCCCCAAUAUCUCUCACACGGCGGCAACAACGACGGCAACUCGGGUGAUGCCCCCGCCUCGGAAAUCACGGGCGACACCUACCGCAACUACGCCAUUACCAGCAUCGUCGGCGUGCCCGGCAGCCUGCUGGCGGCGUACUCGGUGGACAUGAAGUCCCCGUUCCUGGGCCGGCGCGGCACGCUGGCCAUCUCGACGCUCGUGUCGGCCGUAUUUCUGUUCCUGUUCGUCCAGUUUGGCAAGACGCCCUCGUCGCAGCUGGCCUUCACGUGUGUCGAGGCGUUUGCUCAGAACAUCAUGUACGGCGUCCUGUAUGCUUUUACCCCCGAGGUCUUCCCCGCGCCGGUCCGUGGGGCGGGUACGGGUGUGGCGAGUUUUCUGAACAGGGCUACGGGGUUGCUGGCGCCGAUUAUUGCUGCGACGGUGCCGGGGGAUGGGACGACGACGCCGGUGUAUAUGGCGGCUGCGCUGAUUUUGGCUGCGUUUGUGGGUAUAUGUAUGAUUCCUAUCGAGACACGCGGGCGGCAGAGACUGUAA
This is a messenger RNA of Chaetomium globosum CBS 148.51, 1659 nucleotides long. RefSeq lists its product as uncharacterized. The transcript is spliced from 4 exons. Gene Ontology annotation, biological process: transmembrane transport. The record is from RefSeq and is a predicted model, not a curated record. Lineage: Eukaryota; Fungi; Ascomycota; Sordariomycetes; Sordariales; Chaetomiaceae. Gene Ontology annotation, molecular function: transmembrane transporter activity. Gene Ontology annotation, cellular component: membrane. The coding region runs from base 1 to 1659 and encodes 552 amino acids.